AUGAUCUCCUGCAGUGUCCAACCGCGCGUCGCCGGUGGCAACCGCUCCUUCAGCGAGGGGUUCAGGUUACCCCAGAAGAAGACCACCAAGGCCGAGUCUGGGAAGUCGGAGAUGUUUGCCAGCUCAAGGAAGUCCCGGACGUGGUGUUCUACCGAUGCCAUGCUGCUGGUUGCUGAUAGACUUGAAGGGCCCUUUAAUUUUGAAGCUGUCAUGGAGCCAAUCGAUGUGAAAAUCUCUGAAGCCAUCAUGACCCUGCAGGACAACAGUAUGCAAGUUUCUUCCAAGGUAUUCCAAGUAUGCGGUCAUCCCAAGCCAGCUAGAAUUGGCCGGUCUGUCCGUGGGAUCUCGGAUAUGUUCAACAGUCGAUUCAGACCAUUCAGCCCAGAAGAGAGGCCCACCACGGCAGCUGGCACCAGCCUGGAUAGACUGAGGAUUGUUUGGAGAACGAUGCAACAUAGCGUGAUCGACAUUAAGGAUAAGCUGAAGGAGUCGAAGAAAUUCUGGUCGUCGUUGUCAGACAGCAUCUGUGCAGAGGACAAAGUGACUGACCCAGAUGAGGAACAGUGUUGGAACAGUCACACAAAGGGAAGAUAUUUUCCAGAAGUUGUUAAAGAUGGCCUAACAAACCAGCUGAAUAACCCAGAGGUAGAGGUGGACAUCACAAGACCAGAUACUUUUAUAAGACAACAGAUCAUGACACUGCGAGUGAUGACCAACAAGUUACGAAACGCAUACAAUGGCAAAGAUGUCUACUUCCAAGACUCAAGUGAUGAGGAGAGCGGUUCUGGCAGUGGAAGUGGUUUUACGACAGAACCGGAAGUGGUGCACACAGAACCUCCGAUUGUGGAAGAGGACAUAAGUGACCCUCAACCAGCAGCAGAUGCAGCCCAUCAGCAAAACCCUAAUUUGCAGUUACUAUUAGCUGUAAUCACACUCACAUUGCUGUUGUUGCAUUGGAGAUAAUGGCAGGCAAACAGCCACACAGACAUUUAAGACAGAUGCAGUGUCGUUCACAGUGCGCUGUUAGCCUUUCUUUAACUGAGCUGGACAUUUUUCAAAAAAGAGAAAAUGCCCUUGAAAGAAAAAUGGAGAACAAGAUAGCUUGCUAGAUGUAAGGAGCGAAAAUGAGAGAGAGUUUAAUAAACAAGUCUGCGCAAACUUUUGCAUCCUGUUCCAAAAAAUGCUUGGUGCAAUCACAAAGCAGCUUCUCUUUUGGUUGAACUGCUCUCAUUUCGAAUGUCAUUAAAGUUGAAGUGUGUAAUUUUUACGCUGUUACAAUUCUUAUCGUAUCCUAGUUUGAUAUGCAGAGGCAACUAUAAGUAAGCCAUUUGUUGGUUAAUUUCCACACAAAGUGUGUAAACUAUGGCGCUAUUAAGAUAUUGCUCUGUUUGUUUGAACACAACAACCUGCCCGACAUGGCAACAUUUCGUGAGCUUAGAAUUAUACGGUUCUAUCUCCACUUUUGGUCGAAAUUGAGUUUUUGACAUAAUCUUAUCCAUUAGGUGUUUAUUAAUGCCUGUGUGGUGUUAUUUUUGUAAAAAAAUAUAUUUUUUUAGUAGUUAUUAAUAAAAUAAAAAAGUUCCAUCUCACAAAACAUAAACCCAGUUGGGAUUAUAAGGUUCUAUCUCCAGUAGAUUCAAUAUCCAAUCAAAAACCUGAAUGAACACGGACGGACCAAUCAAAACCCACCUCUUAGGUCUGUAGCCUGGACACAGAGAUAAGGGCUGGACAUUAGCCUGGACAUUUGAAGCCGGUGAUGGCGCCCAAAAGACAUAAAUGUACAGACGCCAGCACUAGAAGAGAUCGGUAAGUUGAAGCACAUAUCAUUAGCUAGCUAAUGUAAACCAGCUUGUUUGCCAUUAGCGAACGUUAGCAUUAAUUUGCUAGCGAACGUUAACAUUAGCUUACUAGCUCACCAACAGCUCGCCUACAGUUUUGCACCUGUAAAUCUAUGUAUGUGACAAAUAAACAUCCUUGUAUCCUUGUAGAUGGGCAACUGCAACUUGGCUAACACCAAUUUCUAACUUUACUCCCCUUUAGGGUGACCACCACCAAACAACCCAAAUGUGGGACGAUUAUAAGUUUGUGUGGGACAUGUUAACUUACCAACAUUAAAACAUAACCUGGAAUGGUUAUAUAAAUGUCUAUCUAACUUUAAAAAAAACAUUUGUAUUCUGGGGAUGUCAAGGGAUUUACAACAAUACAUUAUUGAUUAGAAGUGUGUUUAGAAUGUUUUUAAUGAAAUAAAUGAACACUGUUUUUAAUGUUUCAGAGCA
This is a messenger RNA of Xyrauchen texanus (razorback sucker), 2276 nucleotides long. Its product is annotated as glypican-6-like. Lineage: Eukaryota; Metazoa; Chordata; Actinopteri; Cypriniformes; Catostomidae. Bases 1 to 963 code for a protein of 320 amino acids. Gene Ontology annotation, biological process: regulation of protein localization to membrane; regulation of signal transduction; cell migration. Gene Ontology annotation, cellular component: cell surface; plasma membrane; synapse. The record is from RefSeq and is a predicted model, not a curated record. The transcript has 7 exons.